Molecule: messenger RNA, 992 nt
Organism: Paramecium sonneborni
Lineage: Eukaryota; Ciliophora; Oligohymenophorea; Peniculida; Parameciidae
Source: the annotation of a GenBank genome assembly
AUGAAAAUGUUUUAUUUUUCAAAUAUUUAAGAAGCUCCAAUUUAAUUAAUUGUUUUUCUUUCAUCAAGAAUAUUGAUUUAGGGAUUGUAAAAUGACCUUUUUAUAGUUUAAGAUUUCAUGUAAAUAAUAAUAGCAACUCUAUGUAUAUUGUUAUUUAUCUAUUAAAAUGAUUAAAAUUAGAGAGCUCAUUUUUAAUUAUAAUUUUCUGAUAAAUAAUGGGGUAAAUUGAAAAAAUUUAAUUAGAAUAAACCUUGCCAGUAAUAAUACAAAGUCCUUUUUUGAUGUUUACUUUUGAUGAAGAGAGAAUUAAUUUUAAUUUAAAAUUAUAGAAUGAUAUAAAAAAAAUCUGUUGGGAUACAGAAAAAGCACCAUCAGAAAAUUUGAGAUCAUUUUUAAGAUCUUAUAAAAUGGGAAAUGAUAAUCUUGAAUAGUAUAUUUUGAAUAGGAAAAGAAGUUGCAAUGAUUAUCAAAAGAUUUUCUAUUAUAAUUUAAGAAUUUAAAGACAUGAUUAAGAAAUAGAAUAAAAAAAGGCAUUAAUAAGAUUAUCAGAUUUUUAUUUAGGAUAAUAAGUAUUUUUAAUAGUAUUUGAUCAACAUGAAUAGAAAAUUCGUUAACUUUCAAAACUUAAAGAUGCUUUGAUUUAAGGAAUAAAUUAACAUUAAAAUUUAACACAUAAUUUUUUAAAGAAAUAAUUAGUUCUAAUGUAAAAUGCAAUAAUUUAAAAAAAUACAACGAAAAUAUUAAAUUGUAAUUAAAAACUUUAUAAGCUUAUAUCAAUUGUUGCUAUUUUUAAAUAAUCUAUUAAUUAAGAUCAAUUAAAUCUGUACAAAUAAUGGGUUGAAUAAGAUAAUUCAAGAAGAUUAGCCUCUAAACUAAAUUAAUAGAUUUUUUUUUUUUAAUUUAAGGUAAGAGAUUAAAAAAAAGAAUGCAUUGUUAUAAAUUUAGUGACUAAUCUAUUGUUAAUUAAUCUUUUUUCAGUUUAGGAUGUUUGA